GCAGGAGUUCCGGGCGUGGACUGGAGUGAAGCCGUCAAGAGCUGCAAGGGCAAAGCCAGCCAGAGUCGCCACCACGCACAGCUCCGGCUGGGCCGGCAGCCCGGGGCCCGGCCUCCAGGUCCCCGAGGUGAGGAAGUUCACACCUAACCCCUCAGCCAUCUUCCAGGCCUCCGCUCCCCGGAUUCUCAACGUGUGACGGCCGGGCGGCUGAGCUGCAGGGUGGGGGCGCCCCGCGGGCUGCGGGCCGGGUGCAGCGGAGCAGGAGGGAACGGCACCCCAGCUCGGCCUCACGUUCGCCUCGGCCCCGGCCGGCCUCCAGUCGGGAAAGCUGCGCAGCCCGAGGAGCAGUUCGCUGGGCUGGCGCAUACGGCCCUCAGGCGGUUUCCCCAGGAUGCAUGACUUUUAGUAAUCUUUUAACCCACGGGCAUGCCAGGUUCUAAAGCGGCCCGCGUCUCCACUGUACAGCUCAGGUCAUCACCUGCACGUGACUCACGGUGAUGCCAACGGACGGUGCAGAGGUCUCCAAGGGAACAGCGUCAAGCACGGGGCCUCCACCUUGCACGGUGUCUCUCUCUAGCCCAGACGACCCUCAUGUUUCAGCACUCCCCUUGGGUGCAUGCGGUCCUGCGGGAAUGCCGCUGCCCCCGCAGUGUGCCCCAUUUAUUACCAGUUUCCCUUCGGCCCCCACACGGGGUAACUGCAGGGGAACGACCACGCGUGCCCACGCUUCCCUGACGGUGGCCUUUGGACAGCACCUGCACCAGCCCUCAGCCGUGCUGCAGCUCACAGGUCGGAUGGGAGCUCAGGGCCCACCGUGGAGGCACAGCCUCUCCUCCAUGGCUGCCUCCGACAGGCCCCGAGCCCGGUGCCCUCUGCCCAGCAGCCUUCUGACGCGAGGGGCCCUGUCCCUUCUUGCAGAGUACAGGCACAAAGCUCAGGACGGGUUUGGGGAAGGAAACCUAGGGAUUUCUGUGGCCCCUCCUUCCUCUAAGCCCUGGGGGUGGCAUCUGGGCUUCAGAACCAGCAUCCCACUCAGGCUGCCUGGGUGUCCCCCCCACCCCCGGGUGCUGGCUCUGGCGGGCCCGCCCCUCCCCCAGCUCGCUGCGUGCCCAGGGCGCCCGGCUCCCGCUGCAGGGUGUUCCAGGCAGCUGCCCCUGGGGCAAGAGCUGUGGCCAGGCCUUCUGUGGGAGUGCAGAUUAACUGUACAAUCUGACUUUACUAAAAUGCAAACACGCACUGUU
Chinchilla lanigera (long-tailed chinchilla) is the source of this 1241-nucleotide messenger RNA. Its product is annotated as MAP6 domain-containing protein 1. Gene Ontology annotation, molecular function: microtubule binding; calmodulin binding. The record is from RefSeq and is a predicted model, not a curated record. Gene Ontology annotation, cellular component: cis-Golgi network; Golgi-associated vesicle; microtubule. NCBI's taxonomy places the organism in Eukaryota, Metazoa, Chordata, Mammalia, Rodentia, Chinchillidae. Gene Ontology annotation, biological process: cytoskeleton-dependent intracellular transport; microtubule cytoskeleton organization; regulation of microtubule cytoskeleton organization.